Molecule: messenger RNA, 3477 nt
Organism: Durusdinium trenchii
Lineage: Eukaryota; Dinophyceae; Suessiales; Symbiodiniaceae
Source: the annotation of a GenBank genome assembly
GGCGUGCCACUUUGGCUCCUGUGGUGAAGGGCUGCCCCACCGAAGCCGUCGCAAGACGCGAUGGCCAGCUGGGCGCAGGAGGUCCAGGACUAUCAGCAUGAGCGACGGGUGAAAGUGCACCCAGAUCUCUUCAAGCCGCGUCACGUAGGCUCCAUCCGGGGCGAGAAUAGCAAGCGAGAGCGCAGCUACAAUCCCUUGCUCGGGCGCUUUUUGGACGAAGAACGGGAACAAAAACAGAGAGACUUCGAAGAAGAGGCCAAGCGGAAGUAUUUGAACUUGGCACGGGACGUGCAGCUGCGAAAGGAGGCACCUUUCAACUUGAUCACCCACGAGAGGAAGUUCGAAGGCCUCGUGGCCGAGGCGCAGGACCCCGGGAGGCCCAAGGAGCCGAAAUGCCCCGCUCCAGCCACUGCAGUUGAUUAUAACAUCAUCUCCAACCUGCGCUUUGAUGAGCACCAUUGGGCCCACCCGCAGCAACGGCCUGUGGUCAAGGACCGGAUCCCGAAGCCCCGGAAGAUCCCUGCGAUGCUGCACAAGGACUUUAAUAUCCUCACCAACCGCUACUUGGAGCACCACGAGGAGAAGUUGGAAAGAGACCAAGAAUUGAAUCUCCUCGAGGCAGCCCAGAAGAUGCGGCAGACUUGCCCGUUCAAUCCUGUCCAGCAAAAGUUCUGUGAUGCUCGUUUGGAAGAGCGAAUGCGUGCCUGCCAAGAUGCACUGGCCACAGAGGUGAAGCUUCGCGGUGAGGAGGCUCAGCCUUUGUCCUAUCGAGGGAACAUCACCAACUGCUACGACAUGCUGAGUCACAAGGUGACAGAUCCCGAACUCAUGCACUACAUCACUCGCGCCGAAGGUGGACGGAAGGCCCGCUUCAAGACGAGAUUCAGAUUCGAGGAUCACGUACAUCGUGCAGAUGUCAGGCAGGAGGACCGUGUGAAGCGCAUGAAGCCCAUGCAGAUCGCGCACGAGCGAUUCGUGACGGAGAUGGAACGAGGAUAUGACAUCCUCACGAAUGAAGACUUCGGGCGGAAGAAGCCUACCCCCAGGACCAAGCCAUUGCUGACGCCAUGGGAGAAGGUCCUGGAGGGCCAAACGGCGUCGGCCGAGACAGACGGUUCGGGUUCCCCGGUGGCCGGCACCACAGUCGCACCGGUUGAAGUGGUGUCGCACGGCGCCAAAGGUAUGAUAGAGGUGGACAGCUUGCAGGUGGUUUACUGCAGCCGCAGCUGCCAGCGUGCCCACUGGAAGAACCACAAGAAGGACUGCGAGGCCUUAGCUUUGAAAGUGGUUUCCGAAGUGACGGUCACCAUGGAGUGUCCGCAGUUUCUUGGUUGGUUGGACUCUUGUCUUCGAAUUCACCGGGUUCCUGCGCUGCUUGGAGGUCCUCCGACAGGCCCCUUAGUGCUCCGGUCCCCGGCACCCUGCCGCCGUCGGGCGGUGGAGACGGCAGGGCGUGCAUUUCUGGAGGGCUACGAGCGCUCGAUGCCUAGCUUUCAGCCGGCCAAGGCCCCUGCGCAGGAGGAGGCUCCUCCGAAGCGGCGUCCGCUCAGCAACCGCUCGGGCCGCACCAAGCCAUACUUGUUGCGCUGUCAAGAGCGGGCUGAACGACGUUCCAAGUUGCGGCCUGGUAAAGGGUUGAGCCGACGCUUGCAAGGUGUCGAGCUCUAUACGCUGUUGGAGAUACAAGGAGUGACCGACGAGGGCUUUCCCAGCAUGGAAGAGGUGAAAGAGGCCUACAAAAGGCUGGUACUGAUUCACCAUCCUGACAAGAAGGCCAGCAAAAGUCUCGCUUUUCAGCUCAUCCAGGAGGCUUAUGAAUACCUCUCUGAUCCGGAGAACAAGCAGAUGUACGAUAGCACACUGCCGUUUGAUGAUUCCAUCCCUACGAGGGCAGAGCUUUGCUCCAGAGGAUUUUUCAAGAGCUUGGAGGACGUCUUCCGGCGGAACGCACGGUUCUCCGAGGUGUCCGAGGUCCCUCUGUUAGGCACGGUGGAUGAGGACGUGGAUCGGGUCCAUGAUUUCUACGAGUGGUGGUACCACUUCGAAAGCUGGCGCGAUGUGAGCCCAGCCUAUUUGGAGAAGCAUGGCUUGGAGCUGGAAGAUAUUCAGGACUGUCCCCGGCACCAGCGUCGGGGUCGGCAGAAGCGCAACGAGCAGAUCCGCAAGCAGUUUGAUGCACAGGAACGGCUCCGGCUGAUGCGCUUGGUCGACCUGGCCUGGCAGAAUGACCCCCGUCUCCACUGGGUCUCCUUGGAUGCCAAGUCUGCCGUCCCGGCAAAGACUUCAACGACUCAGCCCCGGUUUAAACCGCGGGCGGACACGUUGAACGCAGUGCCAAAGGUCACAGAGGAGGAGAAGCGGAAGCAGGAGGAGGCGAAGAGGAUUGCCAAAGGCCGGCGGCAGCAGCUGCGAAAGCUAGUUGAAAGCCUGGGGCUGCUUGUGAGCGGCGUCGAGCUGGAAAGGUACUGUUUGAAAGUCCCUGGAGAUGCUGAGGAGUUGGAAGACUUGGCCGACGAGGUGCAACGCUUGGCGGAGCUGCCGGCCGAGGAGGUCACAGAGGAGCUAACGGAGACAGAUGAGGAGCUCAAUAACAAAAAGAAAACGGAAGAGGCAGAAGUCCCCAGCUGCACUUUUUGUAAUGGCACUGGGCUGAACUGCGUGAGCAAGUGCACCUGCAUGUUCUGUGAUGGCAGCGGUAAGCAGAAGGUGGAGGAAAAGGUGGAGGCUGUCGAAGACACCCCGCAGAAGGAGAAACGCUACCGGCGCAAGACCCCGAAGCAGUUGGCACAGGAGGCAAUUUUCGAAGCCAUGUGGGCUUCAGGCAUGCGGCCCACUGAGACCCGGCAUUCCCCCGAGCUCCGACAAGAACGCCGCGAGCGGCAGGAGCGUGAGAGGGAGGAGCGUCGACUCCGCAGGGAGCAACGGCAGAAGGAAGAGAAAGAGAAUGAAGCAAAAUGGAAGGAAGCGCUACCAAAGGCAGAGGAGCCACGUUCGCCCAAGAAGCGAGCCAAGUUCGCUGUCCCAGAGGCAGUGGAGAUUCAGCCCAAGAUCGUCCAGGAGGAGGACCUGAGGAUGGAAGAGGCCGAGGCAGUGCUUGGAAGUCUCGAGCACGACACCAACCCGGAAACGGUGGACAAGAUCGCCAAGCUCACGGAGUUUGCGCGGGUGGGCAUCGAAGGGUCCACCCAGGUGAUUUUGGCCUCGUUGAUUGCCUCCAAUGAGCUUCGCAUGCUUCUGGCGGAGCUCGAGGACCGACGAGUGCAAGAGCCCGACCACUACGCCGAUGAGGCUUUGCUCCUCCUCUCCGAAUGCGUCGCGCCCUUCUUCGCCCUGGGCUUACGCCCCGGGACCGGCGCCGCGAAGUUGCCAGCGCUUCUGCGGAACCGCGUAAAGCGGGUCCGCCAAGCACUGCGUGACCUGGUGGUGGGCUGCGACUUCCUGGCCAUUUUGCACGGUGAAAAGCAAUUAGCAAUUUAA